This is a messenger RNA of Triplophysa dalaica, 2269 nucleotides long. RefSeq names its product macrophage mannose receptor 1. The record is from RefSeq and is a predicted model, not a curated record. The transcript is spliced from 6 exons. Bases 199 to 1443 code for a protein of 414 amino acids. NCBI's taxonomy places the organism in Eukaryota, Metazoa, Chordata, Actinopteri, Cypriniformes, Nemacheilidae.
ACAGGAAGGUUUUAAUUGCAGCUUUUCCAAACAGGUUAAGCAACUUUCUUGAAGUAAACCACGUUUAAAAUAGUUAGACUUUGGUCACGCAAGACAGGUGUAGGAUCAUUUUAGAGACGGAGAAAAGGAGGCAGAACAGACCAUGUUAGUUUGCUUAAAGCCACACACCGUUCUCAGUGUUGUUCAUGAAAAUAGAACAUGAUGCUCUUCUUUCUCUUCAUUCUCUUUGGAGUCCUCUCCUGCACUUCAAGCCAAAUGUAUAGGGAAUAUCACUUCAUAAACGUAAAUAAGAACUGGACUGAGGCUCAGAGUUUCUGCCAGGCGAUGUACACAGAUCUGGCAACUGUAAAUAAUAGAGAUGAGAUGAACAGCUUGCACAAAAACAUAUCUGAUGUGUCACAAGAUAUGUAUAUUGGACUUUAUAGAAGUCAAGUGUUCAAAUGGCAUUGCUCAGUGACAGAUGGUUUCUUCAGUGGAGGGGGUUCAGUUUUUGAAAACUGGAAACCAACAAUUUCAGAUGGAAAUCACGAGGGCUGUGCCGUAAUGGAAAACAAUGGGAAGUGGAUUAAUGAUAGCUGUGAUUCACAGAGACAGUUUGUUUGCUUUAAUGCAACAGCCACUGAAAAGUAUAUUUUGAUUGAGGAAAACAAGUCCUGGAGGGAGGCCCAAGAAUAUUGCAGAACCUUCCACACAGACCUCGCCUGUCCCAAGGUCUCUUCAGAAAAUCAGGAUAUCAAGAACACCGCCAAGAAAGAAGUGUGGAUUGGACUAUUUAAAGACUCUUGGUCAUGGUCGAAUCAGAGCAACACGUCCUUCCGUUUCUGGAACUCCAGUCAGUCGAACAGUGUGAGCAAAGGCCUGGACUGUGCUUCAGUGAUGGUGAACCAAUCAGGGAGAUGGAAUGAGGUCUCAUGUAAUGUCUCUCUGCCCUUCAUAUGUCAUGGUGAUCUGAAAUCUCAACCAACCACUGAACCAGUUACACUACCAGCAGGCGGUCAGAAUCUGAACACAUCACCCUCAGCACCUUCAUACAACUUGAUUCUGGUCAAGGAGAACCUGACAUGGAUGGAAGCUGUGAGUUACUGCAGAAAACACCAUGUGGACCUGGUCUCCAUUCAUAGCCAAGAGCCUCAGGACCGGACAGCAAGAAAGGCCACCGAGUCCAACACCUCUUACGUAUGGAUGGGUCUUCGUUACACGUGCAAUUUUCACUUCUGGUUCUGGAUAAACAACAGAGAAAUGGGCUGCUACCAGAACUGGGCGCCCGGCCAUGGGCCACAUGGUUUUGAGGAGUGUGGACUGUCAGGAGCUAUGGAGUCCACCGGGGGGCACCGUUGGGUAGGGAGACCAGGGAGCGAUAAGCUUAAUUUCAUCUGCUAUACUUGUGCCAAUUCAUGUGCUAGUGGUGUAACAAUAGAAAACAAGAACACAGGUUGUGUAUAGCUGCUUAUAUGGUGUGAUAUGCCACAAUGUAAUAGAAAAUAUGCAAUAAAAUGCAUACAGUAUAAUAAAAAUAAAAAAGUAUUUUGGGAACAUCAUGAGAUCAGAUUUAUUUAAAAGGUUUGGUUUUAUUAUUUCAUAUUAUAUUUAUAACUUGCUAAUAUAGUUUGAAGACCUAAUUUUUGGAACUUCAAACACUUAAAAUACAAGCACUAUAAAUGCGCAUAAAAUAUAAAAUUCUAUUGUAAUAUUGUACACAUAAAGCCAAGGAAAACAUUAAGAGACCAUUUCAAAAUUAUUUUGAGUUUUUCUGAAUUUACUAUUUAUAUGUAUGUGUUUGGGUAAAAUUAUAUAUAUUUUUAUUCUAUGUAUAACUACCAACAAUACUUUUCUCCAAAAUUAAAAAUAAGAUUGUUUCUAUUUAAAAAUAUUGUUUUUACAGAAAAUAAAAACCGGAGAAAGAGGUCAAAAUAACAGAAAUGUUUCUAAUUUCAGACCUCAAAUACAAAGAAGUUCAUAUUCACUUUUAAGCAAUACAACAGUUAUGUACAUGUAUUUAGGAAAUGUAAAAAGCAUGUGAAUUAUUUUAUGAGUGCUUUUAUUUUGAUCAAUUUUCAUUUGUCUUGUCAUGCUGUCAGUCUUUCACAUUGCUGUUGGAUGACUUUGUCACUCCUGAGGUUUGACACUGUGUUUGACACUGGACUGGAAUGGCCAUAAUACAUCUAGAAACGUAAUUUAAUGAAAUCUAGAAUGGUCUCUUUAUUAUUUAUCGCGUAUAAUUGCCUUUACGUUUAAUUGUACAUAUUAAAAAGCACAAAUUUGUCUCUUA